This is a messenger RNA of Drosophila innubila, 997 nucleotides long. RefSeq lists its product as uncharacterized. Lineage: Eukaryota; Metazoa; Arthropoda; Insecta; Diptera; Drosophilidae. The transcript has 5 exons. Bases 90 to 977 code for a protein of 295 amino acids. The record is from RefSeq and is a predicted model, not a curated record.
UGGCAACCCUGACAAGAAGUCAAUUUGAAUUUGCGAAUUUUAGAUUUUUGGUGUAAGUUCUGUUGGCAAUUGUCAAUAAAUUGCGUAAAAUGUUCAAUGUGAAUGCGGCUUUAGUAACUCAAAGCACAGAUUCAAGCAGUAGCAGUAUAAAUUCAAACAUAACUAGGCGUGUACAGCACAGUCAAUUUCACGAGCAAAAGCUAAUUGAAAAGUAUUGCCGAGAAUCGGAACUGUUGAAAAUAAUUGAAAACGCCGUCGCAAGCUUUACGCGCAAUUACAAUCUUACUCUAAAGCCGGAAGAGGCAUUAGCACCAUUGUUGAUACGAUUGGAUUUCGAGUAUUCGGAUCUAAUAAAGCACGGCCAGCAGCUGCUCUAUUUGGCGCUACGUGAGCCCCUGCAAUUUGCCGAAGCGCUCAAGUACUCCGUAUACGGCCAAGUGCGCGAUCUGCUCAAAGCGAACGACAACGGACCCAAGUCUAUCGACAUCGCCCAGCUGCACACUCAGUGGCGCCUCUUGGAUCUGCCGCUGCAGGAAAAUCUGCUGUUCAAGCCAACCAAGUUCAAGUGUCCACUGGGCCUGGCCUUAGUCCACGGCAUCUUGUCCGCAUACACGCCUCCAGAAAUAUUGGUGUUACAAUCAAUUUGGUAUUGUGGCGGUGGUUGUAUGCGAAACGCAAUUCAAACCAGCUCCACAGAAGCUCCUUUGUGUCCCAACUGCUCGCGAUCCAUGAGUGAAUACCAAAAGUUGAGAGUUACUGAAAGUUAUCGCCUUAUUGCCAUAUUGCCAAGUGUCUGUGCAGAGACACCACGACAAUUGAAUCGCAUCUAUCGCCCGAUUCUAGUACGUCUACGAGCUCAUACCUACGACUGCGAUCUGAAGUUGGGUGCCAUUUACCUAGUCACAGGUUAUUAUAAUAGUACAUCGACUAGUUAUCAAUUUGAAUCAUGCCAUCUAAAAAGAAUCCAAAGACUGUGAACAUGAAGAACGCAAGGGUG